GCUCGAAAGAGUUUAUGAUUUAAAGCUUUGAUAUUGCAUAUUUUUCAGAUGUCACACAGAUGAACUGAGCUUUUCUCCUUUCAAUCCUUCAUCAAAUUCAGGAUCUAACUUAUCACAGAUGUAUUUGAAAAACCCAUAUAAUUUUGGGAUCAUGUCGGUUGAUCCACUUCACUCUAUGGGAUAUCAAACAGGCAAUUCAAGGAAACAGCGUCGUGAGCGUACCACUUACUCUCGAGCACAAUUGGAUAUUUUAGAAAAUUUAUUUCACAAGACAAGAUAUCCUGACAUCUUUAUGCGUGAAGAGGUUGCUAUUAGAAUCAAUUUACCGGAGUCAAGAGUUCAGGUUUGGUUUAAAAAUAAAAGGGCGAAAUGUAGACAAUUACAAAAGCACAAUACGAAUAAGAUUGUCGAGAGUCAAGCGCCGAGCAGUCUUGUAAAAAAAGUAAAUUUGGCAUCAACAAAAUUAAAAUCGAAACCAUCUGUUGCAGUGAAUAAUAAUAGUGGAACAAAUUCAUUAUUGGCAGAAACAUCGGAUUUUAUCAAGGCACAAAAUCCUUUUCUGUUUCCAAGUGGAUCAACGAAAAUAUAUUCAGCGCCUUCAUCUUCACCUUUAAGCAAUCCCCCGGCAUUGUCACAGAAUCAUUCAAUUUGGUCGCCAGCACAUAUUGAAAUGCUUCCUGAAGUAACACAAAAAUUUCAAGGACAUCAUUCGAUCUCACCUUCGCUUGACUCUCCAAAAUAUCCAGCAAUCUCUUCCCAUUAUCAUCAUCACAACCAUCAUUCUCCACCAACACAUUAUGGAUAUACCAACGUUUCCUAUUCAAAUGUCGAUUAUCAUAGUGGAAAUCAUCAACAAGAAUCUGAAGGAUCUUGGGCAUUGAAACCUCGAGACGACAAUUGGUUGUACAACUCUCAAUGGGAAAAUCAUUUAAAGAAAUAA
Clunio marinus is the source of this 940-nucleotide messenger RNA. The record is from the annotation of a GenBank genome assembly. NCBI's taxonomy places the organism in Eukaryota, Metazoa, Arthropoda, Insecta, Diptera, Chironomidae.